Messenger RNA from Pichia kudriavzevii, 1377 nucleotides. RefSeq lists its product as uncharacterized. The coding region runs from base 1 to 1377 and encodes 458 amino acids. The record is from RefSeq and is a predicted model, not a curated record. NCBI's taxonomy places the organism in Eukaryota, Fungi, Ascomycota, Pichiomycetes, Pichiales, Pichiaceae. The transcript has a single exon.
AUGGCAGGAUAUUCCAUGACUUUCAAAAGGUUUUCGGUUUUUCGGAACUACAAAUGUCGAUUUUUCUCAAAAGUAUCAGUUGUAAGAGAGGAGUAUGAUAAUCCUCGGAUAGACAUAUUGUCGAAGUUAAUAAAUGUGGCUAGGCUCGAGGGGUCUGAAUUUGAAACCUCAUUAGACGAAGAAUCAAUUAUAGAGUGUCUGAGAGGGAUGACGAAUGUUCCAGUUCCGAAAUCAAAGUAUCCUUUUCUCUCUUACUCCAAUUUUCCAAGAUCCAAGUUUCUGCCACCAAUGCCAAAAUCCGAAAGCAAAGAAGAGCUAGUACAGUUUGUAGAUAAGUUAACUACUUUUCAAUAUCCCAAACCAAGGAUUCCACAAAUUAGUCGGCUGAUACACGAAAGUGUUAGUGCCCACCCUGAGUUUUUCCCAAAAGAAUCGUACUUAAAAAUUGUUUAUUUUUACAAUUACCACUCCAACCUCAAACUAUGUUUCGAUAUUCUCAAUACCAUGAUUCAAAGAACAGAUUUGAAACAGGACAUUGAGUUCCACAACGUUAUUAUAUCGGAUACUUUCAAACCGUCUAAUAUGAAGAAGGUCAUUGAAAGGUUGGAAUCGUUGGAACAUAGGGGCAUGAAGGCUAACACAAAUACUUGGUAUCAUGGAUUUACAAGAAUGAAAAAUAGCGAUCCGAAGAUUCAGUUGAUCGAAAUGAUGCAAGAGUUGAACAUACCUCUUUACCCAAUACUUCAUCUACUAAAACCGCUUGCAGGUUACUUCACGCCUGAAAAGUUGAACAAACUCUUCGAAAAGGAAGGAGUUUCUAUUGAACGAGAUACAUUGACGUCUCCAUUGUUCAACAUACUAGCAACCUCAUAUUUGAGGCAUAAUCAGAUAAGUGAGUUAUGGGAUCUCAUUGAAGGAACUCCCCAACUAAGACCAUUUAUGAAUACAGGAUUAUAUGUGACAUUCAUUGAACAUUUCUUAUCAAAUAACCAACUAGGUUUUGCCUUUGCCUUCACUCAAUACGUGCAGAGCAAGUUUGGUUUGAGAGUUUCUAAAAUAUUAAUAAGUAUGAUUGUGAACAAACACUUGCCAAAUUGUUCCUAUUUUGAAAAUUGGAUUUCAAUUGUGCGUAUCUUAUACCCAAAGGCAAUUCGGGAUUCCAGCAUUUUCUUGAACACGAAAACACUAUCAAAUCUGCAGGACUACGCUACUCUUUAUCGCUUUGAUAAUAAUUUUGAGAGUGUAAGUAGAAAAGAUAAAGAAAUUAAAAGAAUGAUUGAUAAGAGUUUAGUAUGGAAGGAUAAACCAAUUUUCAGCUUAAGUGAAAACGCAAAGAGCUUUAUUGAUUGUGCUAAGAUGGUUGGCCAGCCUAUCUAA